AGAAAAUGAAAUAAACACCGUAGCACGAGAACUCCAAGAACAAUCGGCUCGUCGAUGAGGAGGAUGUUUUGAUUCGUAGUGAUAGGACGUCGGCAUGUGAGUAAACGGUGUGAACGCUGUCAUGAGGACUGAAAUGAGCCAUUUUAAUGACACGGAACAAUUGAAGGAAGGAAAGGUUUUGAACCAGCGAGCAUCCCAGGAGCAUUGUUCAGAUAUUUGGGUUUGAGGUCAACUUUGAAAAAGGUGCACUGAAUGUAGAAAGAGUCCCGUGAGGGAAAAACGGCGAUGCGUGUUUUCACGCCUGCGACUCCGAGCGCCGUCCAGAGGCUUGCAGGUCGGAUUCGGGGUGUUUUCUUUCCACCUCCUGUGUGGACGCAUGCAACUGUUGUCAAAGUGACAUUUGACUUUAAUAUUCAAACUAGGACGAGAAGUCGAGACUUUAGUCAUCGUCCAACGCCGAGCAGCUCCGAGACAAAUGUGAGUUCAAAUGGGGGAAUUCAGCUCUAAGGACCUUGUACUCUGUUAUGAUUUCAUGUCACACCUAAACAAGUCUAAUCUUUAUGACCUUGCUUCCGUAAGGAAGAGCUGACACACACACACACACACACACGCACACACCUACAUACACACACAAAGUGUAUUCCAUUCUCAUGUCCUGAAAACAACUUGUUGAGAUUUUAAAUGUGUCCAGAGUGUUUCUGCCCCCCCCCCCCCCCCCUGCUUGACUUUGCCUUUAAAAAGCUGGGGACUCAGGAUUCUCAUCGUGAUGCAUGAGACUCAGAUGUAAAAUGACACUGUGUGUGUCGACUGGUCAAAUAAACUUUUGGAAUACAAAUAGUUGUAGACGGCGUAUAAUGUGUGCCUCGAUGCAAUGUUUGUAUUAAACUUCAUUUUACUUUCAUUAAAUCGCAUGUGACCCUUUGAAGGUCUUGGAUAUACUCCUGAUAAAAAGAUAAUAAUGCCUUUAUUUCGCAAAUUAAAUCUUCUAGGAUCCAAUCAAAUCCACCGACAUCCCGCCCCCUCCUGCCAAUCAGCUCACUAUUGAACCCAAAAAAACAAUGUUCAUAAGGAAUGGGUCACGCAGUCUCAAAAAGGGGUAACGUUCGCACAAGAGACGUAAAGCGUGUAAAGAAUCUAACGAAACCUUUUUUUAUGAAACAUAAUAUGUUUUAAUACAGAAAGUUUAAGUUUUAUAAUAAAGGCCGAGCAAAACUACAGUUCACAGUUCAUGAAACACUUCUCCUCGGUCACAAGCUGCAUCUCUGAGGUCGGCGGUGCACUGGAUUGUUCCGUUGCUCUGGGUUACAUAACUCCACCGAGAGGAGGGAAAGGCUGCGGCUCACUGAUAUGACUGUUGAGCUGCGCCUCUUUGCUGUUGUUGUAAUCGCCAGCGCUCGCUUUAUUAUUCCCUCCGCUGUGUGACCUCGCUGCUUCCUCCUUCCCUCGUUCCCCGCCACUCCCCGUCACCUCACACACUGCGGCCGGGUCCAAGUUUGGAUUGUUACCCCGUUCGCCCUGAAGUUUCCUCGACAGGCCGAUUGUAAAGUCAGCGCCUUGAACUCGAGCGUGUGAGAAGGUCCGAUAGAAUCUCUACGGAGCAAACUGUCUUGAAACGAGCAGCAACCUGGAGCCAGCGGGAGCAAAGAGAUGGGUCACUCUGCAUUCACACAUUAUAUGCUGACUCGGCUUAAAAUAUAUAGCUUUACUUUGCAGUAAGUAAAAGAAAAUGUUGGCUCACUCAAAAUACAAAUCCAUGGAAAUGAACUUCACCAUAGUUACAUCAUAAUGCCUUUGGUAUUGACCUUUGCUCCUAGGAACAAUACACAUACAUUUUGGAUUAGCUUCUCACCCACAUACUGGACUUUGACCUGUUAUCGUCUCACAUAGUAUCCGGUGGCUCUCACACGACGUGGAGCUCAAGCCAAACUUCUGGAUUUUGAUACAACAAGAACCAGGAAAUGUCUGGCGUGCUCCAGGUACUCCUGACGGCGCUCUGCUUCCUGCUGCUCAGGCCCACUCGUUGCAGCGGCAGCCGGAUUCUCGUGGUGCCCGUCGACGGCAGCCACUGGAUCAACAUGGAGCUCAUCCUCCAGGAGCUGCACGCCAGAGGCCACGACCUCACCGUGCUGCGCUCCACCAAGAGCUGGUACAUCCCCAGUUCCUCUUCGAUAUACACCUCCAUUAAUGUGACCAUGCUGGAGGACGAGUCGGACAUGAGCUUCUUCAACAAAAUGAUACGGGACGUGGUGGAAUGCCGCCGGUCGAUGCCUUUCAUAAGCUCCGUCUGCCAACAGCGGGUGAUCACAUCCAUGUUGAAAAAGGGCCACGGGAUCCUCGCUAGAGCAGCUGCGACAAUGCUAGACGACCCCGUUUUCAUCAAGAAGCUGCAAGACGCCAAGUUCGACUUAAUGUUGACGGACCCUGCUUUGACUUUAGGGGUCAUUCUGGGCCGUUACCUCGAGCUGCCGAUGGUUUUCAACGUGCGCUGGAUAAAUAACGGGGAGGGCCACUUCACCAUAGCCCCCUCCCCUGUCUCCUAUGUCCCCAUGUCAGGAAGUGAACUUCAUGAUCAGAUGGACUUUCUGGACCGAACCAAGAACACCCUACAUUAUAUUUACAGUUUUGUUGAACGGAACUUUAUCAUCAACCCGUCCUACUCCGAUCUACUCCGGCGGCAUUUCCCACCUGGCACUGACCUGCUGUCGAUGGAGCGAUCAGCGGACAUCUGGCUGGUGAGGACGGAUUUUGUCUUCGAGUUCCCUCGACCGACCAUGCCCAACGUGGUCUACAUCGGGGGGUUCCAGUGCAAAGAGUCCCGCCCCCUCCCCUCCGAGCUGGAGGCCUUCAUGCAGAGCUCCGGGGAGCACGGGGUGGUGGUCAUGUCUCUGGGGACGCUGGUGUCGGCCUUGCAUCGCGAAGCCACAGAGGCCAUCGCCGCUGCUUUCGCUAAACUCCCUCAGAAGGUGGUGUGGAAGUUUGUGGGUGAGAAACCGUCAUCCCUGGGGAACAACACUCUGCUGGUGAAAUGGAUCCCUCAGAAAGACCUCCUGGGACACCCCAAGACUCGGGCAUUCGUUGCCCACGGAGGCACCAACGGCAUGUUCGAGGCCAUCUACCACGGCGUCCCCGUUCUGGGCCUACCCCUCCUCUUCGACCAGUUCGACAACCUCGUCCGGCUGAAGGUACGCGGGGCAGCCCGGGUGGUGGAGGCCAAAUCGAUCACCACAGAAGGCUUCCUGGAGGCGCUGAAGGACGUCCUGGAGACUCCCUCGUACCGUGAAAACAUACAGCGUCUUUCACAGCUACACCGGGAUCGGCCAAUGUCUCCCAUGGACACCGCCGUCUUUUGGAUCGAGUACGUCAUCCGGAACAAAGGAGCAGCUCAUCUGCAGUCGGCAGGUUUUCAUCUGCCUUGGUAUUCCUACUUCUGCCUGGAUGUGGCGCUCUUAUUCAUGGCCCUGAUUGGAGUCUCUGUCUGGGCUUCGGUCUCAGUCUGUAAGAUGUUCUGCUGCCGAAGGUCUCGGAGGAAGACGAAAGCAGAGUAACUCGUGCUUCGGGACUACCUGGUGUUUGUUGUUUGAAUAAACACUCAAGCAUCCACAAACAACUGGAGUUUAACAGCCACUCAUAUUCUAACUAUUUAAAAUGAAUAAUAUAAAUCAUGUUUGUUUGAUACAGACAAUCUUGUAAUAUACGAGAGACGUAAACUAAAUACCUUUGAGAAGACGGGCUGUUUCAAGAAGAUUUGUACAUUUUGAGGAUUUAUCUGUAACUUGAUGUCAUAAUAAUCUGCUCUUAUCAAGCCUUUCGAAGCAAAUGUUCUAAAUGAGAAAUGUCCAUAACUUUUCUCCGCAAUGUGUUAUCAGAAUACCCGAAUGGUAAUGUGCAUCACAUUCAAAUAAAAAAAAGGAUUUGUUUAACGAC
Messenger RNA from Pseudoliparis swirei, 3924 nucleotides. It is a transcript of the gene ugt5g1, whose product is annotated as UDP glucuronosyltransferase 5 family, polypeptide G1. The transcript is spliced from 2 exons. The record is from RefSeq and is a predicted model, not a curated record. NCBI's taxonomy places the organism in Eukaryota, Metazoa, Chordata, Actinopteri, Perciformes, Liparidae. Bases 1959 to 3545 code for a protein of 528 amino acids. Gene Ontology annotation, molecular function: UDP-glycosyltransferase activity.